Molecule: messenger RNA, 1675 nt
Organism: Coccinella septempunctata (seven-spotted ladybird)
Lineage: Eukaryota; Metazoa; Arthropoda; Insecta; Coleoptera; Coccinellidae
Product: hexokinase type 2-like
Exons: 9
Coding region: 81-1613 (510 amino acids)
Biological process (GO): glucose 6-phosphate metabolic process; intracellular glucose homeostasis; glycolytic process
Cellular component (GO): mitochondrion; cytosol
Molecular function (GO): mannokinase activity; ATP binding; fructokinase activity
Source: RefSeq, a predicted model, not a curated record
CUGACACAAAUUAGACGUUUGCUUCAAUCGUUAAAUUUUGACGGAUUCUCUAGGCCAAAAAUUCCAGUUAAUAUUGAAUCAUGCACACGUCCCUCAGUUUCCUGCUGAUUCUCUUCAUUAUAGGCGCGCUCAUCUGCAAGACACCGGUGCCGAAAGCUGCGGAAAAAACCAUAGACGAAGAAGACGUUUACAGGUUGGACGAUUUUUACGAUUCAGCAAGACCCCCACCGAUACAGCUGAACGACAAUCCGCUGUCUUCUAGCAAAUCUAGCGUUCGACCAAGGAUCAUGGAUCUCAUGAAGGAAUUCUUGGUGACUAACGAGCAGUUGAAAGAGUACGAAAGGCGGCUGGUCAUAGACCUGAAGAAGGGACUGAACAGGCAAACGCACAACACUUCGAUCGUCAAAUGUUUCGUCACCUACAUCCAAGACCUGCCCACUGGACUCGAAACCGGCACUUAUCUGGCGGUGGACCUGGGCGGCACCAACUUCAGGGUGCUGAUGGUCGAGCUAGGAGGGCCCGACCACCUGAAGAUGACCUCCAUGCAGUUCGCGGUGCCUCAGGAGAAGAUGCUCGGCACUGGCGAUAACCUGUUCUCCUACCUGGCCGACUGCAUCGCUAUGUUCGUCGAAAAGUACAACCUCAAGAACGGGAUGUAUUCCAUGGGGUUUACCUUCAGCUUUCCCCUGAGCCAGAAGAGCCUCAACAAGGCUCUCAUAGAGAGGUGGACCAAGGGUUUCAACUGCACUGACGUGGUCGGUCAAGACGUCGGUAAACUGCUGCAAGACGCCAUCGUCAGGAAAGGGAUGAAAAAUAUCAAGAUAAAAGUUGUGAUAAACGAUACCACAGGAACUCUGAUAUCUGGGGCGUGGAAAAACCCGGACUGCAAAAUAGGUCUCAUUAUUGGGACCGGCACGAACGCGUGUUACGUAGAAAAACAAAAAUGCGCCCAAUUGUUCGACAACAAGGACCGUGGUUCUGGCAAGGUCCUGAUAAAUACCGAGUGGGGCGCCUUUGGAGAUGAUGGGUCAUUGGACUUCAUCAGGACCAAAUACGACUUGGAGCUAGAUUCCCAAACCAUCAAUCCCGGUAGACAGGUGCACGAGAAGAUGAUUUCCGGAAUGUACAUGGGUGAAAUAGUCAGAGUUUUGCUCGUGCACGCAGUGAAAGACGGCAGUCUCUUCGGAGGAAAAGGUUCCAACUCCUUAUUCACCAGGAACAUGUUCCUGACCAAGUACGUGUCUCAGAUCGAGGGACAGAGGACCGGGACGCACGGCAAGUGCAUGCAGAUAUUCGGGGAUUUGGGUCUGCCGCACAUAACGGAGGAAGACUGUCUCAACGUUAGAUACAUCUGCGAGUGCGUUUCUUCUAGAGCUGCCUAUAUGGUUUCAGCGGGAAUCUGCGGUUUGAUCAGGAAAAUGGGGGAGAGGAAUGUUGCUGUAGGUAUUGAUGGAUCUGUGUACUUGCAUCAUCCCCACGUUCAUAGACUCAUGAUGAACAAGAUUCAAGAACUGCUGAUUCCUGGUGUGCAGUUCCAGCUGAUGCUGUCGGAAGACGGCAGUGGUAGAGGAGCAGCCUUGGCAGCAGCAGUUGCAGCCAAAUACGAGGCCUGAGACGUACACAGUGACACUUUCAACAAUUGUAAAAAUGUUCCGAAUAUAGAAUACAAAGUAAA